AUGCGAAACCGGAAUCUAUUAAUAGUUCUUCUCACACUUACCGACUUCUUUCUCUACGUUUGUGAAGCUGUUAAAGGAUGUGUGACGUUUGUUGAUGGUGAUGACUACAAUGCGCGACACAGUAUUUGCGACAAGACUGACACCCACUUCACCCGAAUCCCGGAAACUUUGCCGAAGGAGGUUGUGAAACUAACUGUAAAUAAUCAGAAUAUUCCUGUGCUGGAAGGGCAACAGCUGAUUCACCUCCCUAACCUUACUCAUCUCAAUCUGGACUCUAAUCACCUCAGAAUCAUUCGCCGUGACGCCUUCCACAGUGUUCCCUUUCUACGCUCCCUCAGUUUACGCAACAAUCAACUUACCCUGUCUGCUCAGUCAUUUAACCCCGGUGCCCUGAUUGACAUGACUUAUCUCGAGGAAUUAAAUCUCAUGAAAAACCCACUGGGAAGAGUCCCUUCGCACUUCUUCUACCCCGUGAGGAAGUCUCUCAAGACCCUCGUACUUGCAGGUGCAACACAGGACUUUAAUCUGAAUUUAGAGUCCCUGGAGGGUUUGUUUGAAAUUGAGUUUAUAGAUAUUUCUUACAACCGUCUCCACACUCUUAGUGACGCCUUUGGCGGUCUGUUUUCAACUAUGAAACUAAAGAAACUGUAUUUAUUUGGCAAUCCAUGGCACUGUGACUGUUCCCUGAGGUGGCUUCGUCAGUGGGCGCAGGAACACAAUGAGACUCAAUUCUACGUUGACCUAAGGCAAACAGAGUUGGCUCAUUUGAUCGAUAUGGGACGGAUGGACGGAAAUCCUGAAGUGCUUAGCAUGGAAACUACAGAUCAGCCCAGGUGCGAAACGCCAGCCCACCUCUCCGGUAGGCCUUUCUUCCCCAUACCUGGAUUGCCCAAUAAUCCUGUCAUGCCCUACGAAAUGGCAUGUCCCCCAAAACCACUGUCAAAGAGUUCUAACAUCAGAGCCAAGGUCGGUGAGAAUGUGACUGUGUCUUGCAUUUUUGAGGCCUCGUCAGUUGAUGAAAUUUUUUGGUACAAGAAUGGUUAUCCUCUGUCCUCCUCGCACAAUGUACGAGCACGACAAGCUCAGGGAAACAAAUUUUUUGUGGACCUUGUCUUUCAAAAGCUUCAGCAGUCUGAUGUUGGUACGUACGUGUGUUUGAUAAAGAAUGGAUUCGGAAAAGCCAACGCCACAGUGACCUUGACAUUGUCCGACGUCUCCUGGUUGGAUGGCUUGCAGAGUGAUGCCAGUGCUUCGGUAGGCGGCUGGAUUUCUAAAUUCGACACCAAUGUGGUUCUCAAGUACACAGCUAUUGUAGCGGUUGGAUUAGUUACCCUGCUUGUGAUUAUAGGCACUCUGAGUUAUUGCCUCUUCGGCCGGCUCUGCAGACGGUUGAAACCGAGGCAGACGCCAAGAGCUGCUGCCAACGCACGCGAGAAGUACUCACUUCACGAAUCUCCUAUUAACAGAAUGCAGUUGACAACGAACAGGCGUGACAGCUAUUCGACUGCACCUAAACUGAGUGUAGAAAAUGGAACCCUGCGGAGCAAUGAUGGGAGACAUCAGCCCUGCAUCCUGCGCUUCCAAGACAGUCAUCCGGUCUACACCACAGCCAACUCGGAAAAAAAGGAAGUCGACAUUUUAAACUGUCCGAUUCAUGGUCACUCUGGAUCUUCCCCGGCAGUUUUGCCCGCACCUGAUUCGGCUCUCACGGAGACACCAUUCGAUGAUCCCUACACCCAGUUUGAAACGCUUGAGAUAAGCGCCUACACAGAUCGCUCCGCAGGUCAUGCUACCUCACCGGACAAGGAUGACUUCAACCUCCAGUGUCCUGACUACGGUGUCAAGUUACUGACCCUGAAGGAAUCCACUCACAGUGGCCAACUGCUGGGUCCCACUCUCCAUCCUCUCCACUCUGUAAAAUCCCCGGCGCAGGCUCCGCCACCUCCAGUCAUGCUCAUUGAGGGUCUACCCAGUCGGUUAGAGACCCCUGUCACGGCACGCGCAGUGGUUUCCCCCUUGGAUCGGGAAUCCACUCUGGGCGGCACUACGGUCCGCAGCGUACAGACCAUUAGGCUAGCCCCAGCGCUGGGGACUACGAGCCACAGACUAGGUGACGGCGCUCCCCGCAGUGGCUCACUAAAAUCUAAUCACAAGUCAACCGCCGCCACAGGGACUUCGACAACCAAGCGUGUUGAAUUUGCAGAGCCGGAUCAACCAGGUUUCAUUACCACAGUGUGA
Messenger RNA from Dibothriocephalus latus, 2238 nucleotides. NCBI's taxonomy places the organism in Eukaryota, Metazoa, Platyhelminthes, Cestoda, Diphyllobothriidea, Diphyllobothriidae. The record is from the annotation of a GenBank genome assembly.